AUGUCUCAGGCGGCAGGCAUGAUAGAGCAUUUGCCUCUAAUCGGCCAGCCACUGAAGGUCUGGCUCCUGAGAGGGACAGAACUGGAGUUACACUCCGGUAACUAUCGUUCAUCCCGUGCAGGACUCCAGUUCCCCGUGGGCCGUGUGCACAGGCUGCUGCGCAAAGGCAACUACGCCGAGCGUGUGGGCGCUGGCGCACCAGUGUACCUGGCCGCAGUGCUCGAGUACCUGACUGCUGAGAUCCUGGAGUUGGCCGGCAACGCUGCCCGUGACAACAAGAAGACUCGUAUCAUCCCCCGUCACCUGCAGCUGGCCGUCCGUAACGACGAGGAGCUGAACAAACUGCUUGGCGGCGUUACCAUCGCUCAGGGUGGUGUGCUGCCCAACAUCCAGGCAGUGCUGCUCCCCAAGAAGACUGAGAAGGCCGUCAAAGCCAAGUAA
Molecule: messenger RNA, 441 nt
Organism: Salvelinus namaycush (lake trout)
Lineage: Eukaryota; Metazoa; Chordata; Actinopteri; Salmoniformes; Salmonidae
Product: histone H2A, sperm-like
Exons: 2
Coding region: 1-441 (146 amino acids)
Cellular component (GO): nucleosome
Molecular function (GO): structural constituent of chromatin; protein heterodimerization activity; DNA binding
Source: RefSeq, a predicted model, not a curated record